GCGGCGGGUGGAACUUUCCAGGGUUUCCCCUUGUUUAAACAAAAAAGCACCACCACUACACACAAAUCCUUCAGUGGUGCAAAUUGCGACGCCUUGUUGCUCCGUCUUGGCAACCAGCGCCUCUUCUCUGCUUGGCCUGCGGCCGCAGUUCUCUACCUACUUACUUAUUAUUAUUAGUUAUUAAUUAAAUUUAUAUCCCGCCCUUUCAAUAGGAGCCCAGGGUGGCAAACAAAACCUGAGGCGUGUUAAGUGCCAGUGAUGGUAGUAGUGCUUACUUCCAAGUAAACCUGCAGACGAUUACGCAGUGAGGUUGCAAUCUGGCGCGUUCUUAUCCGGGAGCCCCGCUGAACGUAGCGGGACUUGACUAAGCGUCAAUGUGUUGGGUGUGGAUUGUUUUAUUCGCAGCUUUAUAUGAUGACCGCCAGUCUAAUAAUAAAGGCCCUAGCCGUUUCAAUGGUGCAGCUUUCACAGUCCCCGCUUCGCCGCGCUUCACCUUCAUGCCGCUCUGAGGAAGGGGAGGAGAAGAGCAUGAAACCAGCAAAGCAGCAGGUGACUCAGGGUCCUCAUGGGGACAAUCAGCCUCCUAUGAGCCCCCUGCAGGCAGCUUUGAGUUGUGCUGCAACAGCAUCCCAGGCGUAUGAGACUUACAUUGAUAAUGGGCUUAUCUGCCUAAAACACAAGAUCAGGAACAUUGAGAAAAAGAAACUCAAACUAGAAGAUUACAAAGAUCGUCUGAAAAAGGGAGAGACCCUCAAUCAGGAUCAGUUGGAAGCUGUAGAAAAAUAUGAUGAAGUAAUACAUAACUUGGAGUUUGCUAAAGAACUUCAGAAGACAUUUUCUGGGCUUAGUCAAGACCUGCUGAAAGUGCAGAGGAAAGCACAGAGAAGGGAGAGCAUGAUGAAGCUUGAAGCAGAGAAGAAAAAGCUCCGCACAGUACUGCAGGUCCAGUACGUGCUGCAGAAUUUCAAUCUAGAGCAUGUGCAGAAAGAUUUCAAAAGUGGCUUGAAUGGUGCAAUAUAUUUGCCUUCCAAAGAACUGGACUACCUCACCAAGUUUGCAAAAUUGACAUGUUCAGGAAGAAAUGAGGGUGUGAGUGUUGAAGACCAAAUGGAGCAGUCAUCACUCUACUUCUGGGAUCUGCUAGAAGGCAGUGAAAAAGCAGUAGUUGGGACAACUUAUAAGCACCUGAAGGAUUUGUUAUCUAAACUGUUAAAUUCCGGUUAUUUUGAAAAUAUUCCGGCUCCUUGCGACAUACCAGUAAAAGAGGAAUUAAAAGAACAGCUGUCUAAAAGACCUGAGUUGAUUGAAGAAAUGCAUAGAAGACCUGAAAAAACAAGACAACUCUCAAAAUCAGAGCCUGUCAAUGAACCAGAACCUCAAAUGCAGCAUGUUCAAUCUAAGAUACAGCCUCAAGAGUUUCUUAAUAGGCGCUAUUUGCCUGAAGCUGACUCCCCCCCUCUUAAGAAGUCUGAAGAAUCCAAACCUUGGGAAAUGGAAUAUACUAAAAAGAUUGAACCUCCAAAGUCCUGGGAAAUGCUUGUUGACAUGGAAGAACGGGAACAGAAGAAGCGGAAACAAGAAUCUGUAAAAACUCUGGAAUCUGUAAGGCAGCAGGGGAAGAAAUUGGAACUCUCAAGGCCUUGGGAAGCUCAUCUUAAGGAAAAUGACAACGAUGAUUGCAAGCAAGAAAUUCCAAAGCCUUGGCUAACUCAGGUUAGGGAACAGCAGGACUCUCCUAAACAUUGGAUGACCAAAAUUAAGCAAGAUUCAGAACAAAAGCAGGAUAUGCCAAAACCUUGGAUAACCAAAGCUAAGGAAGAUUCAGAACAAAGGCAGGAGACUCCAAAAACAUGGGUGGCUCAAACAAGAGUGGAAACAGUACAAAACCCAGAGCCUGUGAAGCCUUGGGGUGCAUGCGUUAGAGAGGACACGGAGCAAAAGAAACCAGAACCUGCAAAGCAAUGGGUAUUGCACAUUGGACAAGAGGUGGAGCAAAAACCCCAACCCCCAAAGGUUUGGGAAACAUCUGAGGGACCACGGCAAGCACUUCAACAGCCAUUACAGAAUCCUCCAAAGAUCUUGGGAGCUGGAAAUCUUGUGCCAAAGGAGCAAUCUGGGCCAAAGAAGCCUGAUUUGGAAGCCAAAGAAAGACGAGAGAGCAGACUGAAGCUCGAAUCUGACGUGAAACAAGAUGGAAAAACAAAUGGACUGAGUGGACAAGGCAUUGAUGCUGUAAAGAAAAGAGAGAGCCCUCAGUCAGUUGGACAAUCCUGUAAACUACCUAGGAGCCUCCAAAACAGCCUGCAGGUGCCUAAACCUGUACAUCAACCGGCUGCAGAGUUUUGUUCUACUACUAGUCUUCCAAAGGACCCGGUAUUAAGAAGGGAAAAACUACAGGUUCUGAUGACUCAAAUACAAGGGACCUAUAAUUUCAUGCAAGACUCUCUACUGGACUUUGACAAACCUUCACAAAGUGCUGUUUGUCCAUCUCAAGCACCUUUAAUUGAUUCGACAGCUUCUAGUGAACAGCUUUCAAGCCAAAAUGAUUUCCCUGAGCAACCGGUACAGACUGCUGUUUCUCCUAUAACCUUGCAUGGCUCAACCACCUCCUUAGCUUCUGACAAUACACCGUCUGGAUCUGAAACUGAACUUGGGACACCACAGAUAUCUGUUUCAAAUUCUGAGUCUGAGAACUUCAGCCCACCCCAGUCUGUGUAUCAGACAAGCCAAGGGAUUUCUGAGCCAUUAAUGCCUCAAAAAACUGAAAUUGCUCAGGCUUCUGUUCCUCUUUCAAGUGAAUCACAGAUACCAUUGACAUCAUCAAGAGCUACUAUGUCACCAGUGCCCCAGGGGAAGGUUUUCCAGUCUUCUUCACCAAGUAGCAGUGUUAGCAUGAAAGCACCUCCCUUUCAGGCUAUGCAGACUGUGUUCAAAGUGAAUGCACCUUUGCCACCUCGUAGGGAGCAGGAUACAAAAGAGAACUCUUUGCAUCCUACAGGAUAUAAUCAGAAUUUUUCUACAGCAAGUACGCAGACUCCACCCCAGUGUAAACUGCAGUCUACUCAAAAUGUUGAGCAAACCACUUUCUCUCAAGAGUCCCUGGCAAAUGCAGGUAAUUACCAGGUUGAGGGAGCUGUUCCUGUAAGCAAUGGUAGCCUCACCUUUUAUGCAGCACAGACAACCACUUUCCCUAGACCACCUCAACCUUUUGUUACAAGCCGUGGAUCAGUCAGAGGCUCCCUACGAGGUGCAAGAUCAGUGACCAAUUCAUACCGCUCUCCUGGUGGCUAUAAAGCAGGUUUUGAAGCUUACAGGGGAUCAUCUUCCGUUCCUAAUGGCACCUAUGGCCAAUUGCAGCUUCCUGGCAGAGAUUAUUCUCCAGUGCAGUAUCCUCAGAGGGAUGUGAAUUACCAACAGAACUAUAAGCGAGGAGGUAUUAAUAGUGGUCGGGCUAACUCAAGAGCAGGAUGGAGCGAUUCAUCUCAGGUGAGCAGCCCAGAACGUGACAGUGAAGCCUUUAACAGUGGGGACUCUGGGCAGGGUGACUCCCGCAGCAUCACUCCUGCUGAUAUGCCAGUGACAAGCCAAACAGCUACCAUACUACCUGUGCACGUCUAUCCCCUCCCACAGCAGAUGAGAGUUGCCUUUUCUGCUGCUAGAACUUCUAACUUGGCUCCUGGAACUUUAGACCAACCUAUUGUGUUUGACCUCCUGUUAAACAAUCUUGGUGAAACUUUUGAUAUCCAGCUAGGUCGGUUCAAUUGUCCUGUGAAUGGUACCUAUGUGUUCAUCUUCCAUAUGCUGAAGCUGGCUGUGAAUGUUCCACUGUAUGUGAACCUGAUGAAAAAUGAAGAGGUUCUAGUAUCUGCAUACGCCAAUGAUGGGGCUCCAGAUCAUGAGACUGCUAGUAAUCAUGCAGUCCUCCAGCUUUUUCAAGGAGACCAGAUUUGGCUACGCCUCCAUAGAGGAGCUAUUUAUGGAAGUAGUUGGAAAUACUCUACGUUCUCAGGAUACCUGCUGUAUCAAGACUGAAUGUUUGUUUACAAUAAAGCUGCUCCAAACAAUGUGGUGAAGGAAGGUGAAAGCUGGGAAGACUAGUUUUGCACUGCAUACUGACUGCUUUAAAACACACACACACGCACCCCUCUGAAAUGGGAUAUGGUGAUCUGUCUUGCAAUGAGAUAGAGUUGGGUCAGCACUAAUGUGGCACUUUAUCAUUUGUGAUGUAGCCUUGAUAGUAAAGCUGUGAAUGUAUGUUUGCACUUCUCCUUGAACUGUAAUUAUCAGCUUACUAUGCUACUCAGAAUUUGCCUCGAGUCUAGGCUAUUGACAAUGCCUUGUGCCUCAAUAAAAAAACUUAAUCUGC
Messenger RNA from Rhineura floridana, 4366 nucleotides. RefSeq names its product caprin family member 2 (gene CAPRIN2). Gene Ontology annotation, biological process: positive regulation of canonical Wnt signaling pathway. The record is from RefSeq and is a predicted model, not a curated record. Gene Ontology annotation, cellular component: cytoplasm. The transcript is spliced from 22 exons. Gene Ontology annotation, molecular function: signaling receptor binding. Lineage: Eukaryota; Metazoa; Chordata; Lepidosauria; Squamata; Rhineuridae. The coding region runs from base 412 to 4032 and encodes 1206 amino acids.